AAUAGGGGAAGAAUAAUAGUACCAAUAAACAAGGAUUUCUUCAGCUGCAAGCAAGUUUCUUUCUAUACCGUGAGAAGAGAGAACAUGGGAGAUCAUUUCGUGCUGCUGGUGGAUCGGUUGAUAACAGAAUCCACAAUUGAGGCUGCGAUUCAGAGCAGGAACCAGAUGUUGCAAGCCAAUUUACCCGUUGAGGAAUGUACUAUCUUGGACGAGAAAACACUUGAGAUGCUUCGUAACGGAGAUUUGUCAAUGGCUCAGUGCAGGAUUUGUCACGACGAGGACUUGGAUUCCAACAUGGAGACUCCUUGUUCUUGCAGUGGCAGCGUCAAGUUUGCGCAUCGGAGGUGCGUACAGAGAUGGUGUAACGAGAAAGGUGAUACAACCUGCGAGAUUUGCCAUCAGGAAUUCAAGCCGGAUUAUACAGCGCCGCCUCCGUUGCUAGAGUUGGGUCAUGUUCCUCUCCAUUUCAGGGGAAACUGGGGAAUCUCUCAACGGGAGCAUCGUUUCAUCACAGUUGUACCUGCUGAUUCAACUUUCAUCGACCAACAAUAUCCUCUUUCUUCCACCACAAGCUUCAUCUGUUGCCGUUCCCUUGUUCUCAUCUUCAUGGCUCUUCUCAUUCUCCGGCAUACCCUCCCCUUAGUCCUCUCUGGAUCAAACCUCCAUGUCUUCCCUUUGUUCACGUUGUUAUUUCUGAGAGUACUCGGAAUCAUGCUACCCAUCUACGUUGUCACCAAAGCAGUCGCCACCUGCCGCCGCCAUUCUCAGACCUUAGACACCUCUCACUCUGAUGAUUCAUCAUCUGAUGAAGAAACAGAUUCAUGGCGCUUGCCUCAAACACAAUCUUACAUUAUAGGCGUACGAUGAGCACUCUUCUUUUCUUUCACACACAUACACACAAAGUCAAAUGACACUGUAAAUAUAAUUUCUGGCUUAUA
This is a messenger RNA of Arabidopsis arenosa, 938 nucleotides long. The record is from the annotation of a GenBank genome assembly. Lineage: Eukaryota; Viridiplantae; Streptophyta; Magnoliopsida; Brassicales; Brassicaceae.